Molecule: messenger RNA, 1032 nt
Organism: Lodderomyces pseudojiufengensis
Lineage: Eukaryota; Fungi; Ascomycota; Pichiomycetes; Serinales; Debaryomycetaceae
Product: ATP synthase complex assembly protein
Exons: 1
Coding region: 1-1032 (343 amino acids)
Biological process (GO): mitochondrial proton-transporting ATP synthase complex assembly
Cellular component (GO): mitochondrion
Source: RefSeq, a predicted model, not a curated record
AUGCUUUUAAAAUCACCAAUUCAAAGGUGUGUUUUCACAUCUUCUAGAUCUUUUUUAAUAUGCUCAAGGCUACAUCAAAUAAAUCAAGGUUCUUUGCACAAUAAAAUACCAGAACAUAAUAUUCAAUCAGAAACAAAUCGAUUAGCUAAAACUGGCAAGAGAUUUUGGGAUAAAGGUAAUGUGUUCUAUAACGAAGCAACUAACAGAUAUGAAGUACAAUUGGAUGGUAAAACAUUGCGAACACCUUUAGGAUUACCAUUGACACUACCAAACACUAAGAAACAAUUAGCAUAUUUAAUAUCUCAUGAAUGGACAAAUUUACCAAGUGUAUCAGUAAAAUCAAGUGCUUUACCAUUAACUGAAUUGGCUGCGAGAGCAAUAGAUUUAGAAUCGGCUCAUAAAAUAAAUGAAACAGAGAAUGAAAAAGUUAAAGAGUUAAUUGCCAUUGACGAUUUGAAAUUAGGUUUAUUAAAUUAUCUUGAUACUGAUACGUGUCUUAUAUUUGCAGGAGUAAAAGAUUGUGAUGGAUUAUUGAGACAAAAACAAGAUGAAUUAUACAUACCUUUGAUCAAGGAAUAUGAUGAAUUUUUCACUAAAUAUGGAAAAUUUAAAGGGUUAUUGAAAAAUGAUGAAUCGAUAAAAUUAAACUUUUUGGAUUGUGAAAAAGAUGGAUUAAGAGGUAAUAAACAAUCACUCAAGACAAAGGAAGUAGUAAUGAAUUGGUUAAAUGAAAUUAGUAUAUUUGAACUUAUAGCAUUAGAGAAAACAGUUUUAACAACAAAAUCUUUUCUUUGUGGUAUUUCAAUAUUAAGAUCAAAUGUGACUGAUCCAAAGCGAAUGAAAGAUGUAUUUCAAAUAAACAAAGAUACUCAAGAUAAAUUUUGGUAUAAAUCUGUUGAAGAAAUUAUAGAAUUAGGUAAUUUGGAAACAAUUAUACAAACUAGUAGAUGGGGAGAAGUUGAGGACACCCAUGAUGUUGAACAAAGAGAAUGGUUAAGAAGUCUAGCUGGUGCUGCUCUUGUAAGUCAUUGA